Ostreobium quekettii is the source of this 1143-nucleotide messenger RNA. NCBI's taxonomy places the organism in Eukaryota, Viridiplantae, Chlorophyta, Ulvophyceae, Bryopsidales, Ostreobiaceae. The record is from the annotation of a GenBank genome assembly.
AUGGCCAACGCAAUCCCCGCUGUGGGCAGCCGCAUCAGCCUGGUGUCCAGCGGCGACAUCCGCUAUGAGGGCAUCCUGUACUCAAUCGACAUGGUGGACUCGAAGAUCGCCCUGCAGCAAGUGAAGUCGUUCGGCACGGAGGGGAGGCGCGUGGGCGAGGCGCAGGUGCCGCCUAGCGAGGAGGUUUACGAGUACAUCGUGUUCAGAGGGUCAGACAUCAAGGAGCUGAAUGUCUUGGAGUAUGCGCGGUCGAGGCCGGCAGGGCUGGACGACCCGGCGAUCAUCUCCGCGGUGGGACCCGGAGGCUCGCCGCCAAUGCAGGUCCGCAAUAUGAACCAAGGCCAGUACGGUGCAAACACCUGGGGUGGUGGCCAGGGCCAGGCCCAGAACCAGGGCUACCAGGGCGGCGGGGCCGGCCCCAGUGCCAACAAGCCCAGCUUCCCAGGCUCAGGCUCCGCCCCCGCGCCCACGAUCUCCAUCACACCUGCAAGGCCUGGCCAGGAUGGCGGUGCCAGUGCCGGCGGCAACUGGUGGCAGGGCGGCGGGGCACCCAACGGGGGGAUGAGUAAUCAGUACCAGGGCAGAGGCAGGGGUGGGCCUGGGGGCCCAGCGGGGAGAGGAUAUGGUGUGCAGCCUGGGAGGGGUUACUACAGGGGUGGCCGGAGGGGCGGAGGCCCCUGGCAAGCGGGCGGCGAGGGCGGGAUGGGCAGCGGAGGCCGGGGGGGGUCCGCCUACACUGCACCGAGGGCUGUGCCGCCGCCUGUCCCUGUGCCCAACGAGGACUUCAACUUUGAGGAGCAGAAUGCCAAGUUCAAGAAGGAUGAUGUGGCGAAGGAGGAAGCCGGGUCUGACGUGCCGAAGGGCACCUACGCCAAGGACGAGUUCUUUGACACGAUGUCAUGCGAGGCGCUUGAAAAGCUUGGGGGGGCGAACCAGGAGGGUCGACGGUCCUUUGCAGAGCAGCGGAAGGUGGAUGUGGAGACGUUCGGGGGCGUAGCCAGCAACAUGAACAGGCGUGGGCGGUGGGGCUCUCGAGGGAUGCGUGGCCAAGGCAGGGGAAGGGGACGGGGCUAUGGACGUGGGCGUGGGAGGGGUUACUACCACAACUACCAGAGCUACGGGAAGGAGGGCGGCCGUGGAUAG